Doryrhamphus excisus (bluestripe pipefish) is the source of this 3476-nucleotide messenger RNA. RefSeq lists its product as uncharacterized. Gene Ontology annotation, molecular function: transcription factor binding; RNA binding. The record is from RefSeq and is a predicted model, not a curated record. Gene Ontology annotation, cellular component: nucleus. Gene Ontology annotation, biological process: positive regulation of transcription by RNA polymerase II. NCBI's taxonomy places the organism in Eukaryota, Metazoa, Chordata, Actinopteri, Syngnathiformes, Syngnathidae.
AAACUGCUCCCAGGUCAGCCACCUCAUCUCGCGCGCUGCCGGUGACCACGUGUCUCUUCCAAAAGACUGCCAUGUGGAGCAGCAAGAUGGCGUCGCAGUGGCGAUGCAUAGACGAGGCUUUAAAUACCGGUAACUUGGACUUUCUGAGCACUGUCACCCCGUGUCAGAUUGGCCCAUGCAGUGGGGAGGACAUGGACCCACAGUCCUGCAUGGAACACUCCAUCCUGGCCAUUUUUGAGGACUCCACUGUCUCAUCAGAGGACACAAGGCAAGCGGAGGAAGAGAACGAGACCUUGCUGUCUGCUUUAAGUCAAAUGUUGGACUGUGUGGGGGAUGACGUCAGCAGCACUCUUUCCCCGUUCGACACCCUGCCAGACACCAAGCUUCUCGCCUAUCAGCAAUGUCGGAACAGGACAACGGAUGAAGCAUCCUUGGCUAACAAAUUCACACCAAAAGGCGAAUCCCAAAGUUUGACCUGGAUUAAGAAGAGCGAUUCAGUCAAAGAAGAAAAGAGCAAAGUCGCCAGAUUGCAUCCAGUGUCGCGACAACGAAGCCAGACAUUCUCUCAAGCCCAAAAUAAGAAAUUAGAAAAUGAAGUGGAGGUCUUCACUUCCUCCUCCUUGGUCAACUUGGUGAAACUCAUGCACCCCUACUGCCUUAAACUGCACGUGGAGGAGGAGGUGGGCGACGGUCGACCAUCAGUUUCAUCCUGGGACAAAGUGCACAAACACCCGAUAUUCUCCCAGGAAGAAGUGUGGAAGUAUGAGAAGCCCAGCGGAGACAGCGAUGAAGAGAUCAAUGUUGUAUCAGAUGAUGAGACACCCCUGAAUGGGACAAAGGAGGAUGUCAAAAAAGGCGGCGACACCCGACGCAAAAGCGCACUGCUGAAUGGCAACUCAUCCGGGGUCUUGAUCCCCAGGGCAAAGAAAAGAGUGAGCUUUGGUCCCGUUCAUGUGGCUUCAUUUGAGCAGUCAGCGGAAUCUGCAUUCGACAAGAUAAAUCUCCCCAGUGGAGCCGCUGCAGAUACACUACACCACUCCGAAGCGCUCAAAAGUCCAGCUGAUCCAGAACCCACAGCACCAUCUCCAGAAGUCAGUAAAAAGGCUGAGGAACCACUGCUAAAAGGUGACGUGAAAGCCAAAUCGCUAAGCCUCCAAGAGUACAGACAGUUGAGACAACAAAGGCAGCCUCUGGUGGAGAAGCAGGGGAACUACACCACCAAGUGGCCCUCGCUUCCAGAGCUCCCCAAAGAACUGACCCCGAUUCUCUGCUCACAUGGAGAGACUCAGAACCUCUGCGGGCUCAAGUCUAAACUCCAUCACCCCGACUGGCGCAGACUCAGCACUUCUCAACCCCAAAGAGCUACUCCCAACGCGCCGCCAUUUUCCGUUCGGUGUCGUGGAUUCAAAUCUCUGCAAACUGAAACCUUCUCACCUCAUAGUCCACUUCCAGACCAGCGCACUGACACCGCUGUUUGUGGACCUGGAAGCAAAAAAAGUCAUAAAGUACACAAUCCAACACUGACCACCACAGAUCCCCCAAACCCGGUGUUACUCCCCUUAUCUGUUCCACGCCCCCCAUCCUCAUCCAGUCCUCACUCACCAGUGUCCUACAUUGAACCCGCAGCACCAACAUCUCCUGGUGAACCUCAGUCAUGUCAGGGAGUUGUGAGCGAGCACAGUGAGAAAACCAAACCGUGCCCCGUCAUGCUUCAAACCCAAUCCAGGAAACCACAUGAUGUUGUUGUUGUUGUUCCCGAGAUGGCUCCGUUAUCAAAUCCAGAUGCGUUGACUUGUGAAGCCACGCCAUCGUGUUGCAGUCAGCCCGUUAAGGAGGAGUUAGAGGUUCGCCGCACGCUACGGUCACUGCAGCUUGAAAUGACAGAGAAAACAACUCCAGCUGUGUCAGGGAUAGAGGCGUCUGAUCUUACCAGCUUGUUGGAACAGUUUGAGGAGAAACAAGCUAAAGAGGGUGAGCCACAUCCUGAACGUGAGCACACGGGCAACACUGGGAAUGCCGUUCAUAAGGAAUGUGAACCUGUCAACGUUUCAUACCCAAGAUUACCAAAAACUGCCACGACUUUGCCGGAUCCCCAGUUGGAAGACGUGGUCAUCCCCGAACCCCUCGGCACUGAAAUCAUCCUCAGCACUCAGGAAGCUCUCACUGGAAGACGGAAAACUCCUCCAUCCAAGACCAUUCAGAUCAUUGAGCCGCGCCCUCUGCUGGCCAGAAGGACUAACAAUUCAGACCUUGCUGCAUCUCCUCACACGUGUUCUUCAGUGGCUGCAGAUCAUGACUACUGCAUGCCUGCGGAUCUUUUGCAUACACAAGCCUCGUCCACUCUUCUCAGGAAUAUUCAUCAAGUUGAAGAGACCACCUCCUCUGUUGAAUACAAACAAGCUUCUGCGAUAUACCAGCCAUCUUCAUCCACGUGCACAGAUCUGCUGGACGGAGGUGCUCCUUCAUGUACUCCACUGACACCUCCACCCAGCCCCCCAAGCAGAGGACGAGAGAAGAGAAGGUAUCGGAGAAGAUCACCUCUCUCGGACAGCUCCCGUUCCUCUUCAUCAUCCUCCAGUUCAGCAUCCUGCUCCCCCAAAAGACAAAGGGUCGGCCGCAAGCGCUCAGGCAGCAGGUCAUGGUCAUCAUCCCCUUCUCGCUCCGUCUCCCGCUCCCCGCCUCCCCGGCACAGGCUGCCUUCUACGCGUUUAAGAUACAGCAGGUCAAGAUCCCCAUCGUGGUCUCGAUCCAGGUCCAGGUCCCCGUCUCCUUUCUCGAGGACUUGUCGUAACCACAGGAGUAACGUUUACAGGGAGUCCCGCAAGCUGAAGAGGGAGAAGGAGGAGAGGAUUCAGAAGUUAAAAGCGAUGGAUGAGCGCCGAGUGGUCUACGUCGGCCGCAUCCGCAGAUCCAUGACACAUGAUGAACUGAGGGAGCGCUUUUCUCAGUUUGGGGAGGUGGAGUGUGUGUCGCUGCACUUUAGAGAUAAAGGUGACCAUUAUGGCUUUGUCACAUUCUACAACAUGGAGGACGCCUUCGCAGCCAUUGAUAAUGGAGGGAAAUUAAGAAGGCCAGAUGAGCUGCCCUUCGACAUCUGCUUUGGUGGAAGACGACAGUUUUGUAAUUCCAAUUAUGCAGAUCUAGAUGCAAGCGGGGAUGCAGACCCGUCUCCAGCGAAGAGCAGGUUUCAGGAGCUUGACUUUGAUUCGUUACUGAAACGAGCCCAAAGAGGACGGAGGUAGCGGAGAAGAAAAGAAGCGAGAACGUCGUCAACCUCAAGAGCACUUUGCUCGCAUUUUAUGUAGCACACAUUGUAAUGUUUACUUUUUUCCCCUUACAUACUUUAUCACUUGUGCAUCGCACCAAUCACAGCAUGGAUUUUUAGUGGAACCUACUCAAAACCUUUGUUGCAUUCCAUAAUUGGAAAUUGUCUGUAUGGAAAAUAAAAGCUUUCUUUUGUAUGGCAAAAUUCACAC